Agelaius phoeniceus (red-winged blackbird) is the source of this 1350-nucleotide messenger RNA. It is a transcript of the gene FBLN5, whose product is annotated as fibulin 5. The record is from RefSeq and is a predicted model, not a curated record. Lineage: Eukaryota; Metazoa; Chordata; Aves; Passeriformes; Icteridae. Gene Ontology annotation, molecular function: calcium ion binding.
CCAACGGUUUUGGACAUGCAAGGAUUAAGAAGGAUACUGACUGCUUUCACACUGGCUGUCUGCCUUUCAAGCCCUGGAAAAGCACAGCAGCAAUGCACUAAUGGGUUCGACCUGGACCGUGCCUCUGGGCAAUGCUUAGAUAUUGAUGAAUGUCGGACCAUUCCCGAGGCCUGCAGAGGAGACAUGGUGUGUGUGAACCAGAACGGGGGCUAUCUGUGCGUGCCCCGCACAAACCCCGUGUACCGCUCGCCCUACCUGAGCCCCUACUCCAAUGUGUACCCACCGCCCCCAGCCCCUGGCCCCGUGCCCAACUACCCCACUGCCACCCGGCCCCUCAUCUGCCGCUUCGGCUUCCAGCUGGAUGAGAACAACCAGUGUGCUGAUGUGGAUGAAUGCGCUUCAGAUUCUCACCAGUGUAACCCCACCCAGAUCUGCAUAAAUACUGAAGGGGGCUAUACCUGUUCCUGCACUGAAGGCUACUGGCUGUUAGAAGGCCAGUGUUUAGACAUAGACGAAUGUCGCUACGGCUACUGCCAGCAGCUGUGCGCCAACGUGCCCGGCUCCUACUCCUGCACCUGCAACCCCGGCUUCACGCUCAACGACGACGGGAGAUCCUGCCAAGAUGUGAAUGAAUGUACAAGUGAAAACCCUUGCACUCAGACCUGUGUCAACACCUAUGGCUCUUUUCUCUGCCGCUGUGAACCUGGCUAUGAACUGGAAGCUGAUGGAGUUAACUGCAGUGACAUGGAUGAGUGCAGCUUCUCGGAGUUCCUCUGCCAGCACGAAUGUGUGAAUGGGCCUGGUUCUUACUACUGUACCUGUCCUUCAGGAUAUAACUUGCUUGACGACAGUAGAAGCUGCCAAGAUAUCAAUGAAUGUGAAAUCAGAAACUUCACCUGCACUUCACAGCAAACCUGUUUCAAUAUCCCAGGAGAAUAUAAAUGUUUAGACCCAGUACGAUGUGAGGAGCCUUAUCUCCAGAUUAAUGAGAACCGCUGCAUGUGUCCAGCUGAAAACCCUGGGUGCCGAGAUCAGCCCUUCACCAUCCUGUACAGAGUGAUGGAUAUGGUGUCUGGGAGGUCUGUGCCUUCGGAUAUUUUUCAGAUGCAAGCAACAACUCGCUACCCUGGAGCCUACUACAUCUUCCAAAUCAAAUCAGGGAACGAGGGCAGGGAAUUCUACAUGCGGCAAACAGGACCCAUCAGUGCUACUCUGGUGAUGACCCGGCCCGUGAAGGGGCCACGCACGAUCGAGCUGGACUUGGAAAUGAUCACUGUAAACACCGUCAUCAACUUCAGAGGCAGCUCUGUCAUCCGGCUGAGGAUAUUUGUAUCACAGUACUCCUUCUAA